Caenorhabditis remanei is the source of this 915-nucleotide messenger RNA. RefSeq lists its product as uncharacterized. The record is from RefSeq and is a predicted model, not a curated record. The transcript is spliced from 3 exons. Gene Ontology annotation, biological process: embryo development. Lineage: Eukaryota; Metazoa; Nematoda; Chromadorea; Rhabditida; Rhabditidae. Bases 1 to 915 code for a protein of 304 amino acids.
AUGACGACAAAUCAUGCAUUUAAAAUCUUCCAUCUCCCGAAUGUUGCAUUGAAAGCCGUUUUAAGUUCCAUGAACCCAGUUGAAUUCGACCCCACUUUUGUACGUGAAUACUCAAUUUUGAUUUACUAUGCCGGAGAUGACGUCGUGCAUUCUUUCAACACAAUUACCACCUAUCUAUCAGACCUUUUUGAUGUUCAACCAUCGUUUUUGAGCUUGAAUUAUAAGUAUUUGCAAGAUGAUAUCAUUUCGAAGAUUAUGGAUAAUUACUGUAACGUACACAACUUUGAAUUAAAGGACGACGUCAACAAGGAUUACAAAAUUGUAAACUAUAAUGAUCAAAUUAUAGUUUCAAUUCUUAAACAGCAAGAUUCCACGUUGCAACUGAAAUUGUUAUUCAACCCACCGCCUGAAUUCACUUUCGACUUCAAUAGUUUACGGAACACGCCUGUAGUAAUUGAAAUUGAACACUCCCACUGGAUAACUUGGAACCAACUUCUAGAAAUAAAAUCCGAAAACGUGUACCUGUGCAGAUCAAACUUUUCAAACUUGGAUUUGAAGAAUUUAGUUCAAAUAUGGAAAAACGGAUGGACUCCGAAGUGGAAGUGGCUGAUGGUGCAGUUUAAGGAGGAUUUGGAUGUGGAUACCCUAAUUUCCGAAAGGUUCAUGAACAUUGAUUUGAAAGACUGUCAAACAAGUUUUAUUUUGAAGGAUAUUUCAACUCACGCGUAUAAAUUCAGAGCAGAAUUUCACACUUUUCAAGGAGUCACUACAAAAACUGGAUAUCAUCUAACUCGUCCAGAUCACUCAAUUGCAACUGUUACAGUGGAAAACAAUAGAAUUGGUUGGUUCUAUAUGCAAUCGAACGAGCCGAAUGAGAAACUGAUAACUAGAGUAACCAAGCAUGCAUUUUAUUAG